AAGACGCGUGCAGUGGUGGACUUUACUCUGUGCUCUCGUUGUCUGAGCAUCUUGAAUUUACUUUGCUUUGCUUUGGGUCGGCUGAGCCCUGCCUUGAAAUACUGCAGUUCUGGUAGCCGGUUAGUUCGUUGGAGCGAGCUGGACUCGGAAUCGUUUGAUGAAGAUGGACGAAGGGCCCAAGACGUAUUUGAAAGAGUGGCUCAUAGCUCAGGUGGAGAGUGGCGCGUAUGAGGGUUUGUGUUGGGAGGACCGGGACAAAACCAUGUUCAGGAUUCCCUGGAAGCACGCUGCCAAAAAGGACUACAAGCCGACGGAUGAUGCUGCUCUCUUCAAGGCCUGGACCUUGCACAAGGGCAAACACAGGAAGGGGCAGGACAAGGGAAACCCCACUGUGUGGAAGACACGUCUGCGGUGCGCACUGAACAAGAGCACAGACUUCCAAGUGGUCCAUGAACGCAGCCAGCUGGACAUCUCUGAGCCUUAUAAAGUUUAUCGCAUCCGGCAAGACAGCACAGAUGCUUCACAAGUUGAGUCUCCACAAAUAAAAAAGGACCACAUGAUCAUCCAAUUUAGGACAUCGCCAAGGAGCCCUGGUUUCCAAGAAAAAGAGAAGGAAUCAUUUCAUGCUUGCGAAGAAGAGCCAGAAGAAGAAGAACAAAAAGAACCCAAGAUGGAACAUAUGUAUUCUGAGCCGACUGGGAAAACAAGUCCCUCUCAGCACUCUGCUUCAUUGACCUUCUGCACCUCUGUACAUACCAUAACAGAUUUUCGAAUGCAGGUGGCACUGUUGUACCAAGGCCAACGGGUGGUGAACUGUACCACCAAGAGUCCAGACGGGUGCUUCAUCCUGCAGGGUCGUAUCCCUUUAGGAAGUGAGCGUAUAUACGGGCCCUGCACCACGCAACAGCUCUCCUUCCCUUCCCCAAAUGGCAUACACAUGCCGUCAUGCAUAGUGGAAGCUAUAAACCGACUUCUCUGCCAUCUGGAAAGGGGUGUACUCCUAUGGGUUGCCCCUGACGGCCUUUUCAUCAAGCGCUUCUGCCAGGGCAGAGUGUACUGGAGUGGUCCCAUGGCCCCACACACUGACAGACCAAACAAACUGGAGCGGGGGAAGACUGUCAAAUUACUCGAUACAUCAACAUUUCUCAAUGAUCUUCAGAGCUGUUUACAAGGAAAGGGAACAACACCCAAUUAUAGAAUUGAACUUUGCUUUGGAGAGGAGUACCCAGACUCAAACACUCCUAAAACCAAGAAGCUUGUCAUGGUACAGGUGCUGCCCAUGUUUGCAGUGGAUCAGCUGCAAAAGCUUCAGUUGGAGGAGAUGAAGGAAAAGAAUGUCGGUCCUGUCACAGGUAAAGGGAAAGAAAGUCAGAAAGUGAAUUAUCCUGCAGGGGGGCCAACAUAACCCACUCAAAGGUUUAUUUCUCCUUUCACUGUCAUGAAAGAUACAGUAUCACAACAGGAUUUUGUAAGGGAAAUGAAAGUUUGAUUGUUUCUUUUUUUUCAGUGUAUUUUAAUGUUUUAUUUUAGUCUUUAAGUCAUGGAUCAAACAAUUUGAAAUUCAACCAAAAUGUUGAAAAUGGGCGGCACAGUGGUUAGUAUAUCUGCCUCACAGUACUGAGGACCGGGGUUCAAAUCCAGCCUCAGCUGUGUGGAGUUUGCAUGUUUACCCGUGCCUGCGUGGGUUUUCUCCGGGUACUCCGGUUUCCUCCGACAUCCCAAAAACAUGCAUGGUAGGUUGAUUGAAGACUCUAAAUUGCCCGUAGGUGUGAAUGCUGAUUGUUUAUGUGUGCCCUGCGAUUAGCUGGCAACCAGUUCAGGGUUUACCCCGACUCAUGCCCGCAGUUAGCUGAGAUAGGCGCCAGAGUACCCGCGACCCUAGUGAGGAUAAGCAGUACGGAAGAUGAAUGAAUGAAUGUUGAAAAUGGUGUGUUGAACGCUUUGACUUUUUUGUAAUAUGUAAUUCAAAUGCAGUAACAGAAGGAAAAUUGAAGCGGAAAUCGUAAACUCCUCAUUUCAAAGUCAAAAUGUGUGUGUUAAACAGUGUGAUGAAUUAAGCAUUAUGAAGUGACUCACCUUCCAAACAGAAAUCCACCAUGUGCACGUUUGUCAACUGUGUCCAUCAUGUGUCAUUAAAGUGAUCGUUGAGUUCCAUUUUUUUCUUAUGAAAAGAACAACACAAUUCUAAUGCCUUACUAUUAGAGGUCAGCAACUUGUGUUUGACUGCGAGGUCCUGCUGUAGGACAUAGAGUUUUUACAUUGCCUUUCAGUCAGACAACAUACUGUAUUUUUGUGACCGAACAAAAGUUGUUAAACAGGAAUUGUUCUGCAAGACUGAUUUGAGCAAGUGCUUUGAAUAAAUCACAAGUGA
This is a messenger RNA of Phycodurus eques (leafy seadragon), 2371 nucleotides long. RefSeq names its product interferon regulatory factor 10 (gene irf10). Gene Ontology annotation, molecular function: protein binding; RNA polymerase II cis-regulatory region sequence-specific DNA binding; DNA-binding transcription factor activity, RNA polymerase II-specific. Gene Ontology annotation, biological process: regulation of transcription by RNA polymerase II; immune system process. NCBI's taxonomy places the organism in Eukaryota, Metazoa, Chordata, Actinopteri, Syngnathiformes, Syngnathidae. Gene Ontology annotation, cellular component: nucleus. The record is from RefSeq and is a predicted model, not a curated record.